Molecule: messenger RNA, 2778 nt
Organism: Brassica oleracea var. oleracea
Lineage: Eukaryota; Viridiplantae; Streptophyta; Magnoliopsida; Brassicales; Brassicaceae
Exons: 3
Coding region: 1-2778 (925 amino acids)
Biological process (GO): DNA repair; telomere maintenance
Molecular function (GO): DNA helicase activity
Source: RefSeq, a predicted model, not a curated record
AUGACACUCAUUAAGUCUGGGCGCCUCCUCCACCAAUAUGUUGAUGUAUAUUCUGCGAUCGAGGAAGAUCGUCCUCGAUGGCAUAGGAACAAUCAAGACGUUCUAAGGGCUGAAUUAUACAGUAAUGUUUGCGAUGCAGUCGAAAAAGGUGACACGGAUGCAAGGACGGUUGGUAAGAGGUUUAUUCUACCACCGAGUUUUACUGGUGGGCCCCGUUAUUUGAUUGAGAAAUAUCAUGACGCAAUGGCAAUAUGCAGACAGUUUGGGAAUCCAGAUUUAUUCAUAACAAUGACGGCAAACCCAAAUUGGAAAGAGAUAAAAGACCAUCUAGCAGCAUACGGCGGUGAUAGCCCGAAUGAUAGACCAGAUAUUGAGUGCCGAGUUUUCAAAAUGAAACUAGACCAGCUGCUAGAUAAUUUUAAGAAGGGUACAUUCUUCGCCCCCUACACAGCAGAUAAUGCUUCUGUCAUCCCUCAUAACAUAGAAAUCCUGAAGAAGUAUGCAGCUCAUAUAAAUGUGGAAUGGUGCAAUAGGACAUCCGCUAUCAAGUACCUUUUCAAAUAUAUCUCAAAAGGAGUCGACAGGGCGACAAUUUUGAUUGAGAAAGGCCCCGACCCACCGAUGUCCGAGAAAGGAAUCGACCCCCAGACAUCCGAGAAAGGCAAAGAAAGGGUCAAGAAAGCAAGGAAUGAGAUAAAAGAAUAUCAAGACUGUCGAUACUUAUCCGCUUGCGAAUCCAUGUGGAGGACUUUCGCUUAUUCUAUACAUAAACGCCAACCAUCCGUCAUGAAGUUGGUAGUCCAUCUGGAAGGUGAACAUGAUAUCACUAUCAAAGAUACGGAUAACCUAGGAAGAGUUAUACAGAAGCCAGACAUUGAAAAGACUAUGUUUACCGAGUGGAUGGUUCUAUGCAGAACAUCCGCGUUCGCCCGCACCUUAACGUAUGUCCAGAUUCCUGAGUUCUUCACAUGGAACAAUAGCUCAAAAGUCUGGUCAGAGAGAAAGAGAGGAACUUCAAUUGGUCGGGUUGUUACAGUACAUCCCGCUUCAGGCGAUCAUUAUUAUUUGAGGAUACUGAUAAACAAAGUGAAGGGCCCAAGAAGUUACACAGAGCUUAAAACCUUCAACGGUGUCACAUAUCCCGAUUUCAAAAGCACCUGCUGCGCACGAGGUCUUCUCGCUAACGAUGCUGAAUGGCACGAAAGUAUGGUCGAACUCAACACAUGGGGUACACCUUCUCAGCUAAGAGAAAUGUUUGUCACGUUACUUAUCUACUGUCAUGUUGCUAACCCUAAGGAAUUGUGGGAUAAGUGCUGGAAAUCCCUGAGUGAGGACAUCCUUUACAAGAAACGUAAGGAAUUCAAACACCCGCAGCUAGAAAUAUAUGAUGCUAAGCUCGAGCAAUAUACAUUACUUGAACUCGAGAAGGCUUUGCGGAACCAAGAACACACCCUUACUGAUUUCCCAGGAAUGCAUACUCCUGAUCCUCUCCUACUUAAAGAGCUAGGUAAUACUUUGUGGCAACAAGAGCUACAGUAUAAUAUCGCCAAGGGGAAGAGUAGACAUGACACCCAGUACACCUUGCUCAACCAUGAACAAUUGGACGUCUAUCAAGCAAUUAUUGAGUCGACUCAGGAAGACUGUGGGAAGCUAUUUUUCGUCUACGGGGCUGGAGGCACAGGCAAAACAUUUUUAUACCAAACAAUCAUUUCAAGACUGCGGUCAGAGAAAAAGAUAGUCCUUCCUGUUGCUUCAUCUGGAAUAGCAGCCCUACUACUACCAGGCGGCAGGACUGCCCACUCACGUUUCAAUAUCCCAAUCGAUCUAAAGGCCACGUCCACCUGCCACAUUACACCUGGAACUAUGCUCGCAGAGUUAAUAGAAAAGGCAGCUCUAAUCAUAUGGGAUGAGGCACCUAUGACAGAUAGGCAUGCUUUCGAAGCCCUCGAUAAGUCCUUGAGAGACAUUCUUUCUUUACAUGAUCCCAAAGCCAGAACUCUCCUAUUCGGCGGAAAAACGGUUCUUCUUGGAGGUGAUUUUAGACAGAUCUUACCAGUCAUCCCACAAGGCACCAGAGCUGAUAUUGUCUCUGCCUCCAUAAGUCAUUCAUAUUUAUGGGAAUCAUGCCACAAAUUCACCCUCCAAAAGAAUAUCUGCCUCAGCGAAGAUGAGAAAGAGUUCUCCAACUACGUCCUGAGGGUUGGCGAUGGGAACCCCCUACCUACUGAGGUGAAUGAAUUUGAUGAAGAUGAAGAGGAUCAGCUCAUUUCUAUUGACCGAACGUUGGUCGAGGAGCUCAGCUCAGAUCCUCACAAACAAAUUCUAGAAGCUACUUACGGGCGAACUGACCAGUGGAAAGGAACCAAGCAAGACUAUACAGAAAGGGCUAUCCUCACACCAAGGAAUGAAACGGUGGAUGAGAUUAAUGAAUACAUGAUAUCUGAAGAUUGCGGUGUUUCAAAGGAAUAUCUCAGUUCCGAUAGCUUCGGUAUAAUAGACACUGACUCUGAGAACAACGAGACAUUGUACCCAGUGGAGUAUUUAAACUCAUUGAGCUUUCCAGGCUUGCCUGCACAUAAGCUUACUUUGAAAGUGGGUGCCCCUUUCAUGCUCCUAAGGAAUUUAAAUCAAAAGAAGGGGUUAUGCAACGGAACACGUCUGAUUGUCACUAACCUAGGUGAGCGUGUUAUUAGAGGUAAAAUAGUUACAGGCUCCCAUAUUGGACAUAAAGUGGACCUUCCAAGAAUCAUACCAUCAGAAUCAGUCCGCCCGCAAUAG